AUGAAUAGAUUUCCUCGCCAGCGUGAUCCACGCUCUUCGUCCUCCCUCUUUGACUCCUACGGUGGCGGCUCCCGCCCGGCGAGCAGGUCGCCCGCUCCGGCCGGUGGAUAUGGUUAUGGAGGCUAUUCUAGCCCAGCUGGGAACAACUAUGGAAAUGGCAGUGCCGGUGGACCUUCAUAUCGAAGCGCGACUCCCGACAAGAAGGGCCACUACUCUGAUGCCGUUCUCUCGUCACUCGAAUCACAAAAUGAUGCAGAGGUAGAGGGUAUCACCGCGAAAGUGAGGAUGCUAAAAGACCUGACUUUUGCGAUUGGCGACGAAAUUCGAGAUACUACUCACAUAGAUGGCCUGGAAAGUUCAUUUGAAAGUACUCGAGUACGCCUCCGCGGGAACAUGAACCGCAUGCUUCGCAUGGCUGAGCGCACUGGCGUUGGCUGGCGGGUAUGGCUCGGGUUCUUCUUUGCUGUCUUCCUCUUGUUCUUCUACGUGUGGAUAUUCUGA
Molecule: messenger RNA, 501 nt
Organism: Penicillium odoratum
Lineage: Eukaryota; Fungi; Ascomycota; Eurotiomycetes; Eurotiales; Aspergillaceae
Product: SNARE domain- containing protein
Exons: 3
Coding region: 1-501 (166 amino acids)
Biological process (GO): endoplasmic reticulum to Golgi vesicle-mediated transport
Source: RefSeq, a predicted model, not a curated record